CCCCAUUCUGAUAAGCUAUAAAACGAGUGCUGAAACAGGCACGUUAUCUCAUUCACCUCCUGAUCAAAGAUGGAUCUGCAAAUGUCACUUUUUAUUCUGUUCUCUCUUUUCACUGCAGGAUACUCUCUCAGCUGUUAUGACUGCAUGAGUCCGUCAGGCUCUUGUGCCCAGACGAGUCAGUGUGUCACUGGAUUUACCAACUGCUUCAGUGCAACAGUUACUGUCAACAGUACUACAGUUAAGGUUAAAAGUUGUGCUCCGUCUGUCUGUCCAAGUGGAUCCAUCAACCUUGGCAUUGGAAAAGGCUCUUAUUUGUGCUGUAGCACAGAUCUCUGUAACGCCCAAGAUGCUCCAGAUCCCAGCACUAACGCUCCCAAUGGAAAGUCAUGUUACUAUUGUGAUGGACAGAGCUGCUCAAGCAAAUUGAGCUGUUUAGGGACUGAAGACCGCUGCUUUAAUGCAACAGUGACUAUUGGAGUCCAGUCACAGGUUUUUAAAGGCUGUGUCUCUAAAUCUCUUUGUGAUGCCACCACAACAUUGCUUCCUGGUGUAGGAAGUGUCUCAUGCUGUGAGGGGAACCUGUGUAACAGUGCUAAAAGUGUCACUCAGAGCUUCCUGUUCCUCUGCUGUUCUCUGCUCUCCUUCAUCCUGCUGCACUGAAUCCAGCAGCUCUUCACAGUCUACAGCUGCAGCAAAGACAUGAUAUUAUGUGCUUUACAAACAUAUAACUUGUAUUACCUCUGUACUAUAUUUGACUUGGUGUGAAGAAUUUAAAAAGAUAUACAAAAUCUGAUAAUUGGCUACUUCAUAUUCACUCAAUAUUUACUUAAUUCAUUCCUGUUAAACUCCAGAAAGAUGUUCCAUCUUUGAUAGCAGAUGUUUGCAGCUUUAUGUAUUUUGCUAUAUUGGUAAAUUAUUUGUUUAAUGUGUAUUAAUGCUUUUGAGGUGAAAAAGGGUAAAGGUGAUAAAUCUGUAACUCAAGGCUACAUGAGGGGCUGCUGGUGCACAAUGUCUUCACCAGUACAGUAUUUGCAUGGUGAUCAUUUGUAUCAGUAUUGAUAUUAUAUAAAAACGGGGUAAAGGUUGAUCUAGCUGCCUUAUUUUUAAUCUUCCACUUUCUUUCACACAAAUGAUGUUGCUUUAACUAUUAAAGAGAAAAAUACAUUUUACAGGACAAAAAUGUAGAUAUUAAGAUUUAUAUCACAUUUUCCCCAAGAGGAUUUUGCAUCAUUAUACCCAUCUUUUCAUAUGUUUUUAAUUUGAGUUUACAGGUGCCUGCAAGAACAAAAAGUUUGCAUUUUCAUGACUUUUAUGAAAAUUUUAUGUAUUAAGAUGGUCAGUCAAAACACUUUGUUAAAUCAUACUGUUACUAAUUUAUAUUCUUUAAUGCUUAGUGUAUUUUGUCAUUUAAUGUGUUUGGCUACAGCUGCAAAAAAGACUAUUAAAGUUAAAACUAA
This is a messenger RNA of Onychostoma macrolepis, 1457 nucleotides long. Its product is annotated as urokinase plasminogen activator surface receptor-like. NCBI's taxonomy places the organism in Eukaryota, Metazoa, Chordata, Actinopteri, Cypriniformes, Cyprinidae. The transcript is spliced from 5 exons. The record is from RefSeq and is a predicted model, not a curated record. Bases 70 to 660 code for a protein of 196 amino acids.